This is a messenger RNA of Cryphonectria parasitica EP155, 978 nucleotides long. Its product is annotated as carbon-nitrogen hydrolase. The coding region runs from base 1 to 978 and encodes 325 amino acids. The record is from RefSeq and is a predicted model, not a curated record. The transcript is spliced from 3 exons. Lineage: Eukaryota; Fungi; Ascomycota; Sordariomycetes; Diaporthales; Cryphonectriaceae.
AUGGCGAUCGCUGCAGUCGGACAGAUCUGCUCGACCGCCUCUAUGGCGCACAAUCUGGAGCAGUGCCGGAAUCUGAUGAAGAAUGCUGCAGAGAAGGGCGCAAAGGUCAUCUUCUUCCCGGAAGCGGCUGACUAUAUCGCAUCCUCACCAGAGGAAUCCCUCUCCCUGGCCAGGACCGAGGCCGAGUCUCCCUUCGUGCAAAGCCUUCAGGCGGCUGCUCAGCAGUACAACAUAGACGUCCACGUUGGCAUCCACGUGCCCGUUCCCGUCCAGCCAUCGUCAUCACCAGCUGGCGAGACCAGCGCUGUGGCCACCAACCUCGCCACCGCCACGACGACGACGACGACGACGGCGACGACAACGACGAAACUGCUCAACCGUACCAUCUGGAUCUCCUCCUCGGGCGGCAUCGACUCCUCCUAUAGCUACGACAAGAUCCACCUCUUCGACUUUGGCGCCCUCCGCGAGUCGAAGCACACCCAGGCCGGCACGUCUCUCACCCCGCCCUUCGACAGCCCCGUGGGCCGCAUCGGCAGCCUCAUCUGUUUCGACCUGCGGUUCCCGGAGCCUGCACUUGCGCUCGCCCACCCACCAUCAUCAUCACCAUCAUCGCCCGGCCGAGGUUGGCUGCCCGCCCAUGUCCUAACAUACCCGUCCGCCUUCACUGUCCCCACCGGCCAGGCCCACUGGGAGUCACUCCUCAGGGCGAGGGCCAUCGAGAGCCAGUGCUGGGUCGUGGCCGCGGCGCAGGUCGGCUGGCACUCUGGAGAACAGGGGAGAGGGAGGGUGAGUUAUGGGCGGAGCAUGGUGGUGGACCCCUGGGGGAGGGUGAAGCUCGCACUGCCGUGUGUGAAGGAGGAGGAGAAGACGGGGAUGGUCAUGGAACAGGACGCGAUAGGUGCGCUGGGACUAGUGAAUAUUGAUCUAGCGGAGUGGGAGGGUGUGAGGCAGAGGAUGCCGCUGAUUCGGAGGUCGUGA